UAACUUUACAGCUGGCUAGCGAUCUACACAGUGGAUGUGUUAAAAUAAUUUUUUGGGAUUGACCCCCCCCCAAAAAGAAAAAUAAGGUUCUCGUCAGCUAGCCUGCGUCAUUGGAUCAGCCAUGGGAAAGGGUGGUGGUACAUUUGAGAGGCUUCUUGAUAAAGCAACCAGUCAGCUGCUGCUGGAGACAGACUGGGAGUCCAUCCUGCAGAUCUGUGAUCUCAUUCGUCAAGGAGACACACAGGCGAAGUAUGCCAUCGGAGCCAUUAAGAAGAAGCUGAUGGAUAAGAACCCGCAUGUGGCCCUUUAUGGUCUUGAGGUGUUGGAGUCAGUAGUGAAGAACUGUGGUCAGACGGUCCAUGAUGAGGUGGCCUGUAAAACCACCAUGGAGGAGCUGAAGGAUCUACUGAAGACGGAGCCCAACGUGAGGAAUAAGAUCCUUUACCUGAUCCAGGCCUGGGCCCACGCCUUCCGCAACGAGCCCAAAUACAAGGUGGUUCAGGACACGUACCAGAUCAUGAAGGUGGAGGGUCACGUGUUUCCAGAGUUCAAGGAGAGUGACGCCAUGUUUGCUGCAGAGAGAGCUCCAGAUUGGGUGGAUGCGGAGGAGUGUCAUCUGCUGCCGGGUUCAGUUUGGAGGAUGACUGGAAAGCACCACUGUAGAGCCUGUGGUCAGAUCUUCUGUGGAAAGUGUUCCUCCAAGUACUCCACCAUCCCCAAGUUUGGAAUCGAGAAGGAAGUGCGUGUGUGUGAGCCCUGCCAUGAGCUGCUCAACAAGAAAGCUGAAGGGGGUAAACCCGUCGGGACAUCCACGUCCGUGACCCCAGGCCCGGCAGAGCUGCCCCCAGAGUACCUGACCAGCCCCCUGUCCCAGCAGUCUCAGGUGCCCCCCAAACGGGACGAGGCGGCCCUGCAGGAGGAGGAGGAGCUUCAGCUGGCCAUCGCCCUAUCACAGAGCGAGGCUGAGGAGAAGGAGAGGAUGAGACAGAAGAACUCGUACGGGGUCUACCCCAAAGCUGACCCCGCCCCAGUCACCUCCUCAGCCCCGCCCGUCAACUCACUCUACUCCUCUCCUGUGAACUCAUCUGCUCCCUCAGCUGAAGAUGUCGACCCUGAGUUGGCUCGCUACCUGAACAGAACGUACUGGGAGAAGAAACAGGAAGAGGCACGCAAGAGUCCCACCCCCUCUGCCCCUGCCCCCGUACCAUUGGCUACUGAGCCCCUGCCAAUCAGCCAGCCCCAGCCAGUGGAAACGGUGGCACCACUCCCAGCACCAGUCGUCAUGGCCCCUCCUCCAGUCAACAUAGUGGAGCAGUAUCAGAACGGUGAGUCGGAGGAGAACCACGAUGCGUUCCUGAAGGCUCUGCAGAACGCGGUCACCACCUUCCUGAACCGUAUGAAGAGUAACCACAUGCGCGGUCGCAGCAUCACCAACGACAGCGCCGUGCUCUCCCUCUUCCAGUCCAUCAACACCAUGCACCCCCAGCUACUGGACAUCCUCAAUCAGCUGGACGAGAAGAGACUGUACUACGAGGGUCUGCAGGACAAGCUGGCCCAGGUGCGUGAUGCGAGAGCCGCCCUGAACGCCCUACGAGACGAGCACAGAGAGAAGCUGCGUCGUGCUGCCGAGGAGGCGGAGAGACAGAGACAGAUCCAGCUGGCCCAGAAACUAGAGAUCAUGAGACAGAAGAAACAGGAGUACCUAGAGAUGCAGCGUCAGCUGGCCAUCCAGCGACUCCAGGAGCAGGAGAAGGAGAGACAGAUGAGGCUGGAGCAACAGAAACACACCAUCCAGAUGAGAGCCCAGAUGCCUGCCUUCCCCAUGCCCUACCCACAGAUGCAGUCUUUGCCCCCCAACGUGGCAGGAGGGGUGGUGUACGGGCAGCCGGGGGGACCCCCCAGUUACCCAGGCACCUUUAGCCCCUCAGGGUCAGUGGAGGGGUCGCCCAUGCACAACGUCUACAUGAACCAGCCUGGACCAGGACAGUACCAGGCCAUGCCUCCAGACCCCAACAUGUACAUGUACCAGCCUGCAGGAACCAAUGGGCAGCCUGCACCCCCUGGCCAGGCCCCGCCCACUACUAGCCCCGCCUACUCUAACUACCAGCCCACACCCACACAGGGAUACCAGAACGUGGUGUCCCAGGCCCAGUCUCUGCCCCCCAUGUCCCAGGCCCAGUCUCUGCCCCCUAUGUCCCAGCCUCCUCCCACUAACGGUAUGUCCUACGUGGCCUACCCUCCACCCUACGCCAUGCAGAGUAUGAUGGCAGCCCUACCUGGGCAGGACCCCAACAUGCCCCCACAACAACCCUACAUGCAGGGCCCAGGACAACAGCCCAUGUACCAACAGAUGGCUCCCCCUGGUGGCCCCCAGCAGCAGGUUCAGCAGCAGCAGCCUCCGCAGGUCCAUCCAGGCAGCGAGGCACAGCUCAUCUCCUUCGACUGAUCCAUCCACCUGGCUAGCUCAGCUUAACGUUACCACCUGCUGCUGGCAGGGUUCAACACACUACACCCUCUCUC
Oncorhynchus tshawytscha (Chinook salmon) is the source of this 2520-nucleotide messenger RNA. It is a transcript of the gene hgs, whose product is annotated as hepatocyte growth factor-regulated tyrosine kinase substrate. NCBI's taxonomy places the organism in Eukaryota, Metazoa, Chordata, Actinopteri, Salmoniformes, Salmonidae. Gene Ontology annotation, molecular function: ubiquitin binding; phosphatidylinositol binding; metal ion binding. The record is from RefSeq and is a predicted model, not a curated record.